UUCCUUCUGCCCUUCCACGCCGAUCCUGCGUUCGUUGGGCGAGCAAAAUCCCCAGGGAGGUUAUCGGGAGUUUCGGAUGUUCAAGGAAUGCAGGUUCGGGCUCUGAACCUACAGCUUCGCCAAACAUAAGGGUACAGGCCCAAACCAAUAGAUAGCGAAAGGGGAAAGCCGGGAAGGAAUGCGCGUCGCGCUGAGACUUCCAAACCUGCAGCUCGCAAUAGACAAUAAUGCCGUGAGGCGGGCGUGUUUGCAGCGUGACUGAAGUGACAUCCCUAUGACCCCAGGUGGUGGUGUGUGUGGGUAACCCCGGCAAGGCAGCGCUGGGCGGUGUGCGUGACCCGGGAGAAAUCUGACAUCAGUGUGUCGGUAAGGACUUGGUGCCGAGUGUGUAGCGAUGUGUGAUCGAUUAGACACGCGUGCAGAAAGGCCGUGCGUGUGGCUCGCGGGCAGCGAUGUGACCGGCGUGCAGGAAGGCCUGAUGUCGGCACAGACCCUUGCACGACCCCGUCCCAGGGCCAGCCCCACACACGAUGCGCGUGUCAGGUGGGUGUGCGGGGCCAGCCGUGGGACGGGGUGCAGGGCGGGACCCCCGGGCGUGGGGCAGGGCCUGUGCCGGACUCCGUGCGGGGGAUGUAAUCAGCGGGCCGUGCCCGCCGGGCCCUGCUUGCGGCGGACCCGGAGCCUGCUAAGGGCAGCGCGUGGCGGGGUUUGUGUUUUGCAGCGCGGAGCGGCAGAUCCGGGCGGUGCCAUGGCCGAGGGGCAGGCCGCCUCCGGGGCCGACUGGGAGAUCGACGUGGAGAGCCUGGAGCUGGACGAGGGCGAGGAGCGGCUCGGGGCCUGCCUGCUGCAGGGCGGCGGCCCGGGGGAGCAGGAGGACGAGGAGGAGGAGGAGGACGAGGAGGAGGAGGACGGGGAAGAGGAAGGGGCGGCCCCGCCGGCCCCUAGCCAGCCCAAGCAGCAGCAGGCGGAGCGGGGCAGCGGAGGGGAGCAGAGGAAGCUGAGCCGGACCCCCAAGUGCGCCCGCUGCCGCAACCACGGCGUGGUGUCCUGCCUGAAGGGCCACAAGCGCUUCUGCCGCUGGCGGGACUGUCAGUGCGCGAACUGCCUGCUGGUGGUGGAGAGGCAGCGGGUCAUGGCCGCCCAGGUGGCGCUCCGGAGGCAGCAGGCCACUGAGGAUAAGAAGGGGCUAACAGGGAAACAGGCUAAUUUUGAGCGCAAAACAGUCUACCAGAGGCCUGUCAGGACACCCAGCUUGCUGGCCAAAAGCAUUUUGGAAGGUUAUCGCCCCAUGCCAGCAGAUCCUUACCUGGGAGGGAAUUCACCUUUACCACCCCCUGUAAGUGACAGGAUGAGGAAAAGACGGGCCUUUGCUGAUAAAGAGCUGGAGAACAUUAUGUUAGAGAGAGAGUAUAAAGAAAGGGAGAUGAUGGAAGCCACUCAAGCUGCUGCCCUUUUCCUGCCUAACCAUAUGGUGCAUGGAACUGAAUACAAUUCCUACAAAACUGCCUUUAACCCUACCCAGGUUGAAGCUCCUAGCAAGGAGUUUUGCAACUUCUUACCAACCUGCCUUGACCUAACCAUGCAGUAUUCAGGAUCUGGGAAUAUGGAACUGAUUUCUUCAAAUGUCAGUGUAGCCACUACCUACAGGCAAUAUCCCUUGUCCUCCAGAUUAUUGGUAUGGCCAAAGCGUGGCCCCAUUAGUGAUGCUUUUCUCUACCAGCAAUGCCUACUGAAUGCUACUGCAGUCCAAGCUCUCAAACCUGGGGCAGCCUGGGACUCCAAGACUUCACAAAGCCAGGAUUGUGUAAAUUCAGAGCAGGAGAUGAUGUCACCAAAAACUGAAAAUUCACUUGUGCUUUCUCAUGCUCGAGAAAUUCAGCAUGUCCCUCAGGAGGCCCGUGAGAGGUCUGCUUUCUCUCCUCCUAAAAGGACUUUUCCACAGAUUUCUGAGAAGGAUUCUCUGGCUUCUCAAGAACACAUCUUAAGCAAGAUCAGCAAAGAAAAUACCAAGCAUCCUCACACACUCAAGUAUAAUCCGUUCCACUCAUUUUUACAGCAAACAUUUCAUGACAAAUCGGGGCCUGAGUUAAAAACAUCGUUUGUAAAAGAGAGCUUUGAAGAGACAUCUAAGAAGUACAGAGAGUGCUCCAUCAAAGAGAACCAAAAGUACAAAUUUACAAUAGACAGAUACUCAAAAGACUUUUUUGGGGCCAAACAAGCUGCAACAAAACUCUCAGCAAAUGAGCCUCUAUCAUUCUCUGUUGAAUCAAUCCUUAAACGACCCUCUUCUGCAGUCACUAAUGUCUCGCAGUAACUGCAUCUUCAAUGUCAAGUUUAAAUGUUUGCCAUCUGCAAAGUUGCUGCCACCUGCCUUUUCUCUCCAAAGAUUUGUACAAAGGAAUUUGUUAUGUAAAUGGUGAUUUUAAAAAAAACCUGUGUACAUAAAUAUGCAUGUUUUCUCUCAUGAAAAUAAAUAUUUAAAUUUUAAAAAUGAAAACGGUGCAUGUGCAGACUGUAAAGUGUAGGCUUUAUACAGCACUUCAAACGUUACAAUAAAAUGAGAUGACUUAUGAACAUCCCUGUUCUUUGUCAUGCCAAGAGGACAUUAUCACUUCUGCCUUAUGUCUCUCUCCCUCCACAGAAUGGGUAUCCACCCACUUGCAGAACAUGCGUAUGCUAUUGUUCGCUAUUAUAGAAAGGGUAAUUAUUUGCUAUGCUGCAGUAACUCAUCUCUGAUUUGUAUCCAUACUAGCGUGCAGAACAGGCAACAGCAGUGCAAGUUUACCUGCUAAGAUGCAUCGAAGGCAUCUUUCCACUGAUUUCAAUGGGCUUUGGAUCAGGCUCCAACUGUCAGUGCAGUCCUGAUAGGAUAAACCUCCUGGGAUGAGAGAGUCGUUUAUUCUGGGCCUCUCUGUUGAGACUGGCAUCAUUCAAGCAAGUUUUGAAGUGUGGCGAUAGGGACAAUGGGAAGAAAGAUGGAAGAAUAGGAACAUUCAGUGACUCUUUUAAGUGUUCUCAGAUAAAGGUCUGCUCUUGUGUCAAAUGGGCAUUAAAAUCUCCCUCAGGCUCUUCACGGACUUGGAAUAUCUAAUUUCCUAAAACUUUUCAUUUCUGACAAUCACAAGCUAGACUAGAUAUUUGUGCCACCUUCAAUGAAAUGAACUUUGGGGUAAAAAAAAAGUUUCAUAGAAUAAUAGCUACAAAAUGAAAAUUAAGGUAUAAAAUUAAGAGGAGAUAUUAUAUCUUUCAGUCCUUUUGUAGUCAAUGAAAAGAAAGUUAGGCUGGUAGACAGAGUUCACCUCAGCCUGAAGCCUCCUUCAGGUUGUGGAAAACUUUACCUAUUAACUUUGAUUUAACUUAACAGACUUUUUAAAUUUUUUUCCUUAUUUUGCUAUUUUUUUCCCUAUUUUACCAUCAGCUAAGCAGAAUUAGCUUUUGUUUUCCUGUUUUCUAUACACACUAAUUUUAAUCCUAUCAAUGUGUUUACAUAGUCCUAGGUGAUACUAGUUUGUUUUAUCAUCUAAAGGUCUAGUAGCUGGGUGAACAAAUGGAAGUGGACAGAUUAGGUCACAAAUUCUGAGUAACGAGCGAUUUUUGUGAAUUUUGUUCACUAUUCAGAAGUGUUUGGUGAUUAUUUUUUCCUGAACAAAUCUCAGCCCAUAGAUUGUAAAUGAACUGACUACUGUGAGUAUUUCUUCAGGUAUUUGAUAUUUGAGUUGUGUGAGUAGUGUCACUUAGAUCAUCCAACCAUGGAAUAGAAAGUCUCUGAUGUGACUUAACCUUCAUAAAUUACUUCUGUGUGGCUAUCUUCAGGUUUUAUACUGUUGCCCAUCACGGGAAUAUCUGAGCUCUUUGUAUGUAAAAUCAAUAGUAACAGCAAAGUCUGCCUUUGCCUGACACUAAUUUCAUUGAGUAAUAAAACCAAAUGUUUUGUGAUUUAUCUUGGCCACUGGUUCAAAAUUCACUUUCCAUGAACAUUCAUAGAAAUAAUACUUUGCUUGUGUGAAUGUUAAAUAAAAAGGGGUGUGAACACAAUGAAAGCAAAAUUGUAUUUGAAGGUGCUUGAAAUAUUCAUAACUGCUUUUUCUGACUCUGUCCCUGAUCCAACUCCCAUUUAGGUCAAUGGAAAGACUACCACUAUCUUAAAUGGGAAUUGGAUCAGACCUUAUUUGCCCAGAUCUAGUCCCUAGCUAUCUGUGAAUCCACAUCCACUCUGAAUCAUACCAAUCUUACAGUUUUGCCUAUGUAUAAGGCUCCUCACUUUUCAUGUUUCAUGGUUUUAUUACCAUGGCUUCAUUCUUUGGUGGUGGAGGUUACGGAGCAUAAAAUGCUAAUGAAGACUUUAAAUUUACUAUACAUUUAAUAUAUUUCCUUUGUUACUAAAAUUCUGUUUGAUUUAUUUCUCAAGCUGCUGGCAUGAACUGUGAUGAUAGAUGUGGGAAAACCAGAAGUCCAACUA
Messenger RNA from Caretta caretta (loggerhead turtle), 4459 nucleotides. Lineage: Eukaryota; Metazoa; Chordata; Testudines; Cheloniidae. The record is from RefSeq and is a predicted model, not a curated record.